Belonocnema kinseyi is the source of this 2457-nucleotide messenger RNA. It is a transcript of the gene stai, whose product is annotated as RB1-inducible coiled-coil protein 1. Gene Ontology annotation, cellular component: neuron projection; cytoplasm. Gene Ontology annotation, biological process: neuron projection development; regulation of microtubule polymerization or depolymerization; microtubule depolymerization. The transcript is spliced from 7 exons. The record is from RefSeq and is a predicted model, not a curated record. NCBI's taxonomy places the organism in Eukaryota, Metazoa, Arthropoda, Insecta, Hymenoptera, Cynipidae. The coding region runs from base 219 to 1082 and encodes 287 amino acids. Gene Ontology annotation, molecular function: tubulin binding.
CCAAAGCAUUGGUAUCAUGCGCAUCCAAAGCGGAGAUACUGCAUAAAGCGACUCGUUUUCGCAGGUCUUUCGUUCAGAUUGUUCGGAAAGUGUCAGUGAAUAUUUUACUCUGUGACCGCUGAUUGAUUUAUCCGCAGGAACUGAAGAUUUUGAAGAAUCAUUGUGAGCACAACGUACAGAAAUAAUAAUCUGCAGCUUCUUCACAAUUGGAAGAAUCAAUGGCUACCGCAGUGGAAAUGAUCGCCAAGGAUGAGGCGGGGCAAAGGAGAGGUUCAACACCGAUGAAGAAGACAAGCGGCAAGGGGAAGCCCCGAACUAAACAACCUAAGAAAGUAAAAUUUAUCACAACUGAAAUUCGAUGCCAAGAGAAGUCGAAAGGUGGAUUGCGUUACGAAGUGAUCCUGGCAGAGCCAACGGUGAAGAGAGCACCUUCUCCACCCCAAACAACUCCUACUCAGCAGACCAAUAUUGAGGAUAAACUGAAGGCUGCUGAAGAGAGAAGGUUGUCUUUAGAGGCUAAUAAACUCGCGAUUUUGGCUUCUCGUCUCAGCAAAAUCGAAGAAGCGGCUCGCAAGAAGGACGAAUUGAGUGCCGCUUUCAUAACCGCCACCCGCGAUUCCUUGGAUGCUAAGAUGAAUCACACCGUUGAAAAUCGGGAAACUCACAUUACCGAGCUUAAGAGCAAAUUGAAGGAGCACUUGGAGAGUGUUGAGAAAACUCGCUUGUCUUUGGACCAACAAACAGAGGAGGUUCGAUGUGCAAUUGAAGAGAAGUUGAAGACUGCUACCGCACAGAGAGAUGAAAAUAUGAAGAAGAUGGUAGAUCGUCUAAAAGAUCACGAAGAUCAAGUGGCUCGCGUGCGCAAAGGUAUGAACGAAAGAGUUCAACAGCUGGAUUCCCAAAUUCAGGGGAAACUGGACCAAGCUCGCGAACGACGCGAGAACCUUGAACGAGAAACCAAGGAGAGACUCCGCAAUCAUGAGAGACGUGCUGAGUUAGUAAGGCAAAAUAAAGCAGCUUUGGAGGUAAAUAAAAAAGCGGAGAUGCUGGCAGAGGAAAAGAAAGUUGCCAGCUCAGGCUAAAUUCGCUUUUAGUUUGGUAAAUAAUUUUAAAUUAUCAUUUUCAGUAUAUUGCAGAUAAAGACACUGCCUUAUUAUGUUAUAAUCACGGCCUUAGCGUUUUUAAAAACUAAUUUAGUCAGACCUUUUAAACUCGAAAUUAAAAAAAAAAAAAAAAACAAGUAAAUUAAUUUUAAAAUUACACGAAAAGAUGUUGAGCAUUAUAGAAAGAUCCGAGAAUCAAGCAGAUGCACUUUUCGAAAAAGUUGCCUUAAACUUACUUUAUAGUAUGACACGAAUAGCUGAAGAGUUUCAAGUUCUAUUUUUACAAUUACUAUCAUAAUCUGCUAAGUUUUUUAAAGUUUUUUCCAAGUAAAGAAGAUAGCAGCACAAAUGUUAAUAAAACUGGCUUUAGUAGCAGAGGUUUUUAGUUAUUGGGUAUUCAGGAGGAUUGAACCAUAAAGGAAAGAAAUCGGAUGAAUUCUCUUUGCUCCAAAUAAAAAGUCCUGCACAGUUUAGUUUAAAAAUGUGAAGUAAUAGAUUAUUAUCGCUACGAUUUAAUAUAGGAGUAAAUAAUACAGUUAUGUAUAUUCCAUCAAUUUGCACGCGAAGUAUGUGCAACCAUAUGUGCAUUCGCCGUAUAUAUUAUACGUGAUAGUGCUUCGUACUAGGCUUUCAAACUAUUUUGUACUUGAUCAUUGUAAUGUUACUGCGCUAAUAAAACCGAAACAUCGUCUAAUAUUUAGUCUAACCUCACUAAUAUUACGACGCUUCUGUGAUGACUUUCAUAUUUGUCAAAUUGUCUAAUAUCAGAGUGGAUUAAUUUCAAUUCGAAAAAUAUCGUGGCUAGAAUUUUUAUGAAGUUUUUUUUUAUAGACCAAUACAUUUUGCUCUCAAAUUCUUAUCACGAUACUGUCGUUUGCAAGUUAUAUGAGGAUAUAUCGCAACGUAAGAAAAAUAUAUAUACCUCCGUUUUAAAUAUUUACAAAACUAUAUAACAAUGCCUGCGAGAAAUUCUCCACACGAGUGCUAAAUGCUAAUGCAAAAAUGAAGUGAACAUUUGACAUUCGAGAUAGUAAAGAUUUGAUUUAUUAGAAACUAUUGCACGUCAGUAUUUCUGUACUGAUGUCAGAUUUUAAGAGAUAAUCAUCUAUGUCCUAUAAUUUGUAUUCUCUGUCGAAUUUUUACAUUCUUUCGAGCCAUGAUUGUAUUCUUUAGUUUAAAACAUUGUCAUGCAUAUACGAAUGUCUGCAGUGAUUGUGUAAGUAUGGUUAAACAUUGUUCGUAUCAUUAACGGUGGGCUUCAGCAUUGUAUUGAAUGGAAAAGCAAGUGAAUUUAUAUGAGAUGUUUUAAGCGAGAGAGCAUAAAAAGCAAUAAUAAACACACGUUCAUAAAAAA